This is a messenger RNA of Salvelinus fontinalis (brook trout), 5456 nucleotides long. RefSeq names its product receptor-interacting serine/threonine-protein kinase 1-like. Lineage: Eukaryota; Metazoa; Chordata; Actinopteri; Salmoniformes; Salmonidae. The transcript is spliced from 12 exons. The coding region runs from base 328 to 2442 and encodes 704 amino acids. Gene Ontology annotation, biological process: signal transduction; protein phosphorylation. Gene Ontology annotation, molecular function: ATP binding; JUN kinase kinase kinase activity; protein binding. The record is from RefSeq and is a predicted model, not a curated record.
UUAAGGCCCUGCGAUAGACUAGCACCCUGUCCAUUCACCAAGCUGCCUCACGCUACAGAUACAGAAUUUAUAGGCUCCUGCCCUAUGAGCCGUUCCGGCUCGCACAAAGCUACUUACUUACUAUAGUCAGUGACUAUUUGCAUAUAAAUCAUAUGCUCCUUUCUCGAUUAGCUACACUGGUCUGCAACUAACUUCCACAACAUAUUUUUAGUUGUUUCACUAUUGCGGCAGCAAGGCAAAUCCCGGAAAUAUACGCCUACCCGUGGAAUUAAAAGUCUCGUAUCAACGCUAGAAGGAAAUACCCGACCGAGGACCAGGUAGCAAGCCAUGGCUACUGCGCAGGACUCCAUCUACAUGAAAUCCGCGGACCUUAUCAAAAAGGAGCCUCUGGACUACGGUGGAUUCGGUACAGUGUAUCUGUGCUAUCACAAAACCCUCGGCCAGGUGGUUCUGAAGACCAUCUACACCGGGCCACCGCGUAAUGAGGGCAGUAAGCAGUCCCUGCUAGAGGAGGGCAGCCUGAUGAGCAGACUGAACCAUGAACGGGUGGUCAAGCUGCUGGGGGUGAUCCUGGAGGAUGGGGACUACUCUCUGGUCAUGGAGCUCCUCCCUAAAGGCAACCUGCUGGCCAUGCUGGACCGGGUGCCUGUGCUGAUAUCCAUCAAGGGCAGGAUCAUACUGGAGAUUCUGGAGGGGAUGGUGUACCUGAUGAAGAACCGUGUCAUACACAAAGAUCUCAAACCAGAAAACAUACUGGUGGACAAGGAUUUUCACAUCAAGAUUGCAGACCUGGGCCUGGCCACCUGUCAGACGUGGAGCAGGCUGACUAAGGAGGAGUCUCGCAGGCAGAGCCGGCUGGCGCGUCCUGGGGCCGGGGGAGCAGGGGGCAGGGCAGCUGGUACUCUGUGCUACAUGGCUCCUGAGCACCUGGACAGCAUCCACACACGCUCCUCUGAGAAGUCUGACGUCUAUAGCUUCGCUAUUGUCGUAUGGGUCAUCCUCACUGGCAGUGAGCCAUAUGAAAAUGCUCGGAGUGAGGACCAUAUCUGCCAGUGUGUCCGUAAAGGUGAUCGUCCUGAUGAGGACCUCAUCUCUGCUGAUACUCCUGUAGAGAUCACAGAGCUAAUGAAGAGAUGCUGGCAUCAGGAUCCACAACUACGACCAACAUUCCAAGAGGGCUACAACACCUUCCUGCCCGUCUACAGGGAGAAGUUAGAGCCAGAUGUAGAGAGGGACUCACUUGGUCUCAGAGACUUGUACGAGGGGCCAGAGGAGCUGGUGGAGAAGAUGAAAUCUUUAUCCAUGUCCCCUGAGAGCCUUAAAGCAGACCGGCUGGCUCCCUUGCUAAGCUCAGACAGUGCUAGGGCUGUUCGUAUCGAGGCUGGCCCAGUGGAGGCCUGCAUCGAGGACCUGAACUUCUUCCUCCCCUGUGAGCACUCCCUUAUCCAACCAGAUAGCUGUGCCCUCAGCCCCGUCAGCACCACCUCGGGCAUGGAGCUCAAAAUGGUCAACGAACUCUCAGCCCUGGAAGUCAAACUAGCCCAGCAGUUGGAAUAUCGCAAAUACGCCAGCUACAACCGGAUGGACCAGCUUGACUUCAGCCCCUACCCUAAUCCUCACCCUUCCACCCCACAGCGCCUCAGCUCACAGGACCCCACCACCAACAGAGGGCUCCCCAAAACCCAGGCCGUCCAGCCCAGCAGCGUGGAGCUGAACCCCCACCUCCGUCUUUCUAGCCUAGGCGUGUACAAGGCCGCGGACCCCUCAGGGGCCACCACACCCAGGCGCAAGCUUUCCAGCCACAUGCCUGAGUCCUCCAGCAGCCCCUCUCUAAGCCAGGGCCAGUACUCCUCCCAGCAGCAGUAUCCCUACACCCAGUACUACCGCCUCCAGUCCUGGCCAGCCUACCCAGUGCCAGAGUCAGCUGCCCCAGACCUCACUUCAGGGCUGCGCCUGAACUCGGGUGGCAAGGUUAGACCUCCACAGGACCCAGGAGGCCUGUUCAUCCAGAAUGCCAGAGGGAUCCAGAUAGGGAGCAACAACACACUCAGCAUCAGGGACCAUGAGUCUUACAGCAGGUCAGCCAGCUCUCUCUCCCAUGGGGCAAACUCAUACUCUCUACUCAAAGAGACCCUGCAGAUGAACGAGGACCAGGCAGUGACUGAAGAGCACCUUGAUCUCCUGAGAGAAAACAUCGGGAAGGAAUGGAAGCGCUGUGCCCGUCGUCUGGGCCUGAGCGAGGUGGAGGUGGACACCAUCGACCAGGACUACCAUUGUGACGGGUUGCCUGAGAAGGUGCACCAGAUGCUGGAGCGCUGGAGGAUGAAGGAGGGCUGUGUGGGCUGCACAGUGGGCCAGCUCUGCAGAGCACUGGAGAACUGUGUCAAAGUAGACCUGGUAAAGAAGCUGCUUCAUGCCUGCAGGACCAAUACUUCUCCAUAGGUACACUGGCAAUGGUGGGCUGUGGAAGCAGAGUGCUUGUGGCGAAUGAUCUUGUUCCGUCUGCAGUGUACGAAGAUUUGCUGAUACUGCACGUCUCCUUGAAAGACAUGGUUGUGGUGUUACCAUUUGACACUUUUUGUGGAAGGGACGUAGGGAAACAGGCCUUUGUUGGUAUCGGUGUCAACCGAUUGGGACCUACAGUAAGUGUUUAGAGACAGACUAGUGUAUUGUUUAGGGACAAUGAGGGACAUUAGGAGCUGCUUUUGAAUGGAAAGAUCAGUCAACAUCUGGGGGGGGCUGCAGAAGGUGUCUUAGAAGGGCAGUUUUUACACAUUAUGUAUUGUUGUGUAUGGGAGAUUGAGGAGAAAUUGCACCAUUCAAUCCUUCUCAUAUACAACUUUACAUUUACUGUCUCUAAGCACAACUGCCUUCCUCAUCUCAAAAACCUAUUUGUAAACCUCCCCAGCCCAUUGACUGACAGAUUAUUAUUGGUAAUUUUUUGUAGACGUAUCUUUGCAUUGUGUUUUGAGAAUCUGCAGAGAGAAGAAUGAAAUGGUUGUGUCAUUACUGUUGUCUUGAUUUUAUACCUUUCAGUGUCCCUUGCUUGUUUUUGUCCCACAAUCUUGUUGCACUCCAUAAUUGCAAGGUGUGUCCCCUCCCUCAUGCCGCCGCUUUGGGGUAUUUUUCAGCAGGGCCUGUGGAAGGACUCCAAGUAACCUGAGUUUUACAAAGAGAAAAAGGUAAGAAGAGAACAGGGGUAGUACACUAAAUUGAUCACAUGGACUGAAAGGUACUCUGUGGUCCUCAGGCUACAUCUAACCACCUAUAACCCCAUAACACAAACAAUACCCAAUUCAUGUUUAUGCCAUGCUUACUGUAAGUUGAGCUAUUUUAGCUGUCAGCUCUAAAUAUUUUUGCCAAUUUACCUUCACCUUGUGCAGAUCUUGGGGUUGGAAUCACAUGCUGGGGGAAUCAGAUUAUGUACCACCUAAAACAACAAUACACAAUUUAACCACCCCACCAGUUGUAUUGAUCUCUAUUAGAUUGGCUAGCUUACCAUACCUAACAUGGACAUUGCAAUAUUGUCAACUUGCUGUUAGCAUCACUAAAUUGGCAGCAAGAUUGCUAGUCAACUGAGAACCAACUAACCAACCAUAAACAAUUUAUACACAUUCAUCAUUACUACCAACACACCGACAGUGAGUUAGUUAUAUCGGCAAUUCUAUUUGGCUACUAGAUUGAGUUAGUCUUAUUUGCUAAUGUUUGCUAUCUUACGUUAGCCAACAUUAGUCAGAGAUAGAACGAACAGACAAAUAUGUUUACUCUGCUGAAGGUAGUGUCGUGUCUUUGGCUAUGCCGGAUUAAGUGUUAUGACAUGCUAUUCUAUAAAAUACUUUCUCUGUAAUUAAUAUUACCUGAUUGAGCUAAUCAUGUAAAUGUAAUUAACUAGAGAGGGGCACCACGAAAGAAUAUUUAUAGAGCUGUUAUCUUCCGAAUAAACUCUUAAAGACCUAGUAAUAUUUUACAUCAAUAGCAGUCAAUAUUAAUUGUCACCUUAUUUCAGUCUCAUCUGAAAGUUGUAAAUUCUUGGUUAUCUUCACGAACCCUGGCUAACAAGUUGAAUCAGCAAUACAAAAUUGGGUUUAAUUAUUUAUUUACUAAAUACCUAACCAAUCACACAGAAUUACAUAUACACGGAAUGAAUCAUACCUUGAUUACAAAUUACGCCAUAAAGGAAAACGUCCCUAGCGGGCGGAACAGAUAUGACAGCUUGUUACACAAAAGAAAAGGGGCUGGGUUUGAGUGAAAGAGCGGGAAGACUGAGGAACAAAGGGCGAAGCUGUGCUAUCGUAAAUACAAUAUCUUAUGCAUUCUAAAUUACCGCCCAUUUGGAAAAGGAAAAUGCAAUAAAUAUUUACUCUGAGCUGCGCUUCGAUAGGUUGGUGGUAGAUGGAAGGCCAUGUUGCCCAACCGGGUCCUUGUCCUUUGAAGAAUGUCUCUGCUGCUGGGUGGUAGACGGGAUACUCUGUCUGUCCUAAUUUAUGUUUGCAGCUGCUGUUGCUAACUCAACGUCUAGGAGGUAUCACUUCUAUAGUGAAUAAGAGUUCAAAGUUCAUACCAUUCGCAACCAAAGCUCAUGCUGAGGUUGGCUUAGUUCUGUAGUUGACAUGUUAUCUGAACCAUUCUGACAUCGGACCGUCAUCCUCACAUCCUCGGAACAGGAAGGUACAUUUUCGUCAAUGGCUUAUAUAGUGGAGGGAGAAGGGUGUGUCUGAAAAGUUUAUAAUCCAUAUCUCUUCACAGGGGCAGGCCACUGGUUGAGCAGAGCCCUAAACUUAUGAAAACCCAAAUCUCUCAUUUGGAAGCUAAAAUUACAUUUAAUCUCUUCACAAAUAAUUUCAUAUUCAAACAUUUGAAUUAUACAACAAUUCCAUGUGAAUCCGAUACCUCUGAUGUGCAGACUUUCCACAGUAGAGUUUGUCAUUCUAUCAUUGAUGAGAAUGUGCCAGAUGACAACCGAACUGACAUAAUAUACCUUAAGUACCACCGCAUAUGUUCACUUGGUUGGAUUACCAGAAUAUAGUUAAUUUAGUUAAUUUCCCCCUAACUUUUGAUGUUCCCAGAAUCUCUAUGUUAACCAAAGGGGUUUAUAAUGUCACAGUAGAGUAGGGAGAGGAAGCGGGGGCAGAAGAGGUAUUUAUUACUGUCAUAAACCUACCCUAGCAGUGACUACCAGGACUGUAACGUUAGCUAACGUAGCUAAUUUACCUAGUCCAGCUAACAUUACGUAUAAUCAUUGUAAAUUAUAACAUAAAUGGGACUGGUGGAGUUAUGUCACACAUGCAGACAACAAAAAUAUAUGGAAAUGUCUGCUCCACUCAAAAUUACAUGUAACUAAUUGCAGCAUCACCAUAAAAAUGGAAGAAGCAAUUGGGAGCGGGAGAAAGUAAGGAACUUGUCUGUCGGCCCUGCAUUAAACGACCAAAAUUGUAAUAAAUAAAAAAUGUAUACCA